Messenger RNA from Merops nubicus (carmine bee-eater), 525 nucleotides. RefSeq names its product Bet1 golgi vesicular membrane trafficking protein (gene BET1). Gene Ontology annotation, biological process: vesicle fusion with Golgi apparatus; endoplasmic reticulum to Golgi vesicle-mediated transport. Gene Ontology annotation, cellular component: SNARE complex; Golgi trans cisterna. Lineage: Eukaryota; Metazoa; Chordata; Aves; Coraciiformes; Meropidae. The record is from RefSeq and is a predicted model, not a curated record. The transcript is spliced from 5 exons. Bases 1 to 525 code for a protein of 174 amino acids. Gene Ontology annotation, molecular function: SNAP receptor activity.
AUGUCCAGAUGGGGAUCAGAGACAAGUUGUGUCCAUCAGGUGUCUGUACUGGGACCGGUGGUGUUUGGUAUCUUCAUCAGUGACAGAGACAGUGGGAUGGAGUACAGCCUCAGCAUGUUUGGAGAUGACAUCAAGGAAGUACUGUACUUAGAUGUGUUUGUAAGACAAGACAACUGGAACAACCCUGACUCUCUAAGCGAUGGGGCAGCUGCUGGCAACUACACCCACGCCAGCAGUGGGUACAGUGUUUACGAAGAAGAGAAUGACAGGUUAACGGAAAGCCUGCGUACAAAAGUCAGCGCCAUAAAAUCACUUUCCAUUGAAAUCGGAACCGAAGUCAAAAACCAAAAUAAAAUGUUAUCAGAAAUGGACAAUGAUUUUGACUCUACGGGUGGACUUCUAGGUGCAACUAUGGGCAGACUGAGAACACUCUCCAGAGGAAGCCAGACAAAGCUGUUAUGCUACAUGAUGCUCUUCUCAUUGUUUGUGUUUUUUGUAAUAUACUGGAUUAUUAAACUGAGGUGA